AUGGCGACUGAUGAUCUCUCUCCACCGGGGAGCAGUACAUAUUCAUCAAACACAAUGUAUGUUGGAGAUGGAACAUGGGAUGCUACGAAAAAUGAUUUCUUGUUGCCCAAUUUAAUGGGAUUGAAUUUCGAGACGAUGAGAUAUAAUGGAAUGGGAAAUAGAUUCGCGACAAUGCCUGGAUAUAAAGGAUUAAUUACAGCUCAUGGUGUACUUGCUGCAAUGACAUUUCUAUUCAUCGUACCUGCGGCGAUAUUCAUCGCGAGAUUUUAUGGUCGGGAUAUACGAAAUGCGAUUCGAUAUCACAUAUAUUUACAAAUCAUGACGCUUCUUCUAUCAACAGUUAUUUUCAUACUUGGAUGGAUGGCAGUAGGCAAUGCGCGAAGCUUAACGAAUCCUCAUCAUGGUAUCGGAUUGGCAAUUUAUGUUCUCAUCUGGGUACAAUUCUUAUCGGGCUGGUUGACACAUAAUUCGGAAAAGAAACGAGUCUUGAGAAGGAUUCCAUUGAAGGCUGUCUUGCAUCAAUGGAUAGGUCGUGCAACAGCACUUCUUGCAAUUGCGCAAGUACCUCUAGGACUGACUUUAUAUGGAUCACCAAAAUAUCUCUUUGUACUAUUUGCGGUCUGGAUGGGUCUCUUGGUAUUACUAUACUUCAUUCUUUCUUACAGGGCACUACAGGCGCUCCCUGAAGUAUUACGAGAAGGAAGUCGACAUGGCGAGGUAAUCCAAGAGAGAAGAAAGAGUUCAUUUGGUAUAGGAAUACUUGGUCCAUUACUCGCAGGUGCCGGAGCUGCCGCUUUACUUGGAAACCGAGAUCGAGAUAGGAGUAGAAGUAGGAGUCGCAGUCGCAGUCGCAAUCACAGUAGAAUUCGAGAAGAAGUCAUACCUUCGCGCAGGGGCUCAAGAUCUCGACGCGGAUCAGUAAGUUACGUCGAAGAAGAGAAAUACGAGUCUAGGAAAAAGGAUGGUGGCGGUGUUAUGAAUUCAUUAUUCAAGGGUGCGGCAGUCCUUGGAGCCGGUGCGCUCGCGAAGAGCUUCUUCGAUCGACGACAGCGAACAAAGCACGAGGACGAAUAUUCUUCUGUUGCUCCGGAUACUCCGGGUAGAAGGCAACAUAGACGUAAUGACAGCGAAUAUAGUGACUCAACUCUUACAACCGAACAAACAAAUCAUUAUGAAAAUCGCCGAGGAAGUCGUUCCAUCUUACCUGGACCCGGAGCUCCAGUAGCUGCUGCGGCUGCUAUUAGUGCUGCAAAAGCACGUCCAACAACUCCAAGACCCGUAACGCCCGUAACUCCGAGACCAGUACGAAGUCAAGCUGGCCGAGCUCAUAGUUUUGAUUCUAUGAGUUAUUCCUACGAUUACGGAUCUGGUACUACAGCUAGUCCAUCUCGAAGACCACAAGAAAGUAAUGGACUACGAAAUGGAUUACUUGCUAGUUUGGGAAUAGGCUGGUUUGCCAAGAAAAUGAAAGAUCGUAGAGAAAAGAAGGAAAUGGAUCGCAUCGAACGCGAGGAAGAUGAAAAAUAUGAACGACAGAGAGCUUCUCGACACAUUAAUCAAGGUUCAAAUUUGACAAGCGACGCGUUUCCACCCAGAACUCAUAUCAGACAAAGUUCUUUAGAAUCAUCCGAACUCUCGUCACUUGUCGAUCCUCAUCCGGCACCUAGAGCAACGGUAUCAGUACCAGCUCCAGUUCCGGUAAAUAUGGGUCAAUCUCGUUCUCACCAUGAUGUCGUUACAGAAACAGUGUCAAUGCCUCCUAUGCCUACCGAUCCAUAUGGCGUUCUUCAUCAACCUUCCGAUAGUGAUGUCACUCCCACCCCUGGUCGAAGUCGUCGCCGAUCAUCUAUUCGAAGAGAGGAAGGAGAGGCUGCUGCUGCUGCCGCCGCCGCUGGAGCUGCCGGCCUUGCCGCAGAAGAGGAACGUCGUCGUCAAAGAUCCCACUCUAGAUCGGCAGUUGCAAGUCCACCUGUCAGUGUUAAAGUAAAAAUGCAUGGCGAUAAAGACCGCAAUGUUACUUUGAGACGUCUUACAGAACAAGAAGCUGCGGCAGAACGUGCCUCGAGAAGAGCUCGAAGUGGCCAAAGACGUUCGCGAAGGGAUUCAGCAAGUGACUUCAGUGAUGGCGAAGUAUCAUCUAGGUAUAGACGAGAAGCGGAGAAGAGAGCUGAGAGAAGAGCUGAAUCAAUAGUUAGAGAUAAACAUGAAGAGGCUGGCAUUCCACCACCACCAAUAGGUCCUCUUACACCACCCAACCCUGCAUUUGCAGGUGGAAAGAAACCCAAAGAUUCAGGUUACUACUCUGGACGACCGCAGAGUUCUGGUAGACCACAAAGUGCUGGCAAACAGGAUCCGAGUGUUGCUGGAGGAAGUAUAUUCGAUGCAGGAAGGAGUAAUAUGUCCGAAGAUACUCAUGGUACAUGGAGUGCCAUGAGUCCAGAUUCUGGUACUGAUCACGCGAGAGAAAGGCGACAAAGGAGGAGAAUGGAGAGGCAAAGACAAAGUAUAGGAACUGGAACGGCUGGCACAGUUGAUUUUACUUGA
Molecule: messenger RNA, 2544 nt
Organism: Botrytis fragariae
Lineage: Eukaryota; Fungi; Ascomycota; Leotiomycetes; Helotiales; Sclerotiniaceae
Product: putative cytochrome b561 ferric reductase transmembrane protein
Exons: 2
Coding region: 1-2544 (847 amino acids)
Biological process (GO): chromosome segregation
Cellular component (GO): MIS12/MIND type complex
Source: RefSeq, a predicted model, not a curated record